This is a messenger RNA of Elephantulus edwardii (Cape elephant shrew), 4776 nucleotides long. RefSeq names its product HECT, C2 and WW domain containing E3 ubiquitin protein ligase 1 (gene HECW1). NCBI's taxonomy places the organism in Eukaryota, Metazoa, Chordata, Mammalia, Macroscelidea, Macroscelididae. The record is from RefSeq and is a predicted model, not a curated record. Gene Ontology annotation, molecular function: protein binding; ubiquitin-protein transferase activity. Bases 34 to 4776 code for a protein of 1580 amino acids. Gene Ontology annotation, biological process: regulation of dendrite morphogenesis. The transcript is spliced from 27 exons.
CUCUACCAGAACAGGUUUUUGGGCCUGGCUGCCAUGGCAUCUCCAUCUAGGAACUCACAAAGCCGGCGUCGCUGCAAGGAACCACUCCGCUACAGCUACAACCCUGACCAGUUCCACAAUGUGGAUAUCAGGAAUAGUCCACAUGACCCUGUCACUCUUCCUCGCUCCACCAGUGACACUGACCUGGUCACCUCAGAUAGCCGCUCCACUCUCAUGGUCAGCACCUCCUACUAUUCCAUAGGACAUUCACAAGAUCUGGUGAUCCACUGGGACAUAAAGGAGGAAGUAGAUGCUGGAGACUGGAUUGGCAUGUAUCUCAUUGAUGAAGUUCUAUCUGAAAAUUUUCUGGAUUAUAAGAACCGUGGAGUCAAUGGGGCUCAUCGGGGUCAGAUCAUUUGGAAGAUUGAUGCCAGUUCGUACUUUGUGGAACCUGAAACGAAGAUCUGUUUCAAAUACUACCAUGGAGUGAGUGGAGCCCUGCGGGCCACGACCCCCUGUGUCACAGUUAAAAACUCAGCAGCUCCUAUUUUUAAAAAUGUUGUCCCGGAUGAUACUGUUCAAGAGCAAGGAAGUCGAAGACUGAUCAGCUUUUCUCUCUCAGAUUUCCAGGCCAUGGGGCUGAAGAAAGGGAUGUUUUUCAACCCAGAUCCUUAUUUGAAGAUUUCCAUCCAACCAGGGAAGCACAGUAUCUUUCCUGCCCUUCCUCACCAUGGACAGGAGAGGAGGUCCAAGAUUAUAGGCAAUACUGUGAACCCUGUCUGGCAAGCUGAGCAAUUCAGCUUUGUGUCCUUGCCUACUGAUGUGCUGGAAAUUGAGGUGAAAGACAAGUUUGCCAAGAGCCGUCCUAUCAUCAAGCGCUUUUUGGGAAAGCUGUCAAUGCCAGUUCAGAGACUCCUGGAGAGACACGCCAUAGGGGACAGGAUAGUCAGCUACACACUUGGCCGCAGGCUUCCAACAGAUCAUGUGAGUGGACAGCUGCAGUUCCGAUUUGAGAUCACUUCUGCCAUCCAUCCAGAUGAUGAGGAAAUGUCCCUAAGUAAUGAACAAGAGUCAGGGGAAAUUCAGGACCACCUCGUAACCAACCAGGGGGAAAGCAGUGGUCAGGAGCCUCUGCUUGAAGCAUCUGGGCCAUCAGAGAGCUGGAAGCCAGAGUCACUGUGUGAGGACAGAGCUGGGGAUACUUCUGAGAAUGAGAGUAUGGAGGUGGCCAAGCCCUUGGAGGAAGCAGCAGGCACCGAAGCAGGAGAUGAUAGUAUGAUCUCUCAGGGACAUGAAGGGUCUGGCUUGUUUCUGGCCUCAACACAGGAGGACCAGCUGGCAGAGGAGAUAGACCUGGAGGAAAAGGUGACACCCAUGCUGCUGCUGGAGGAGGAGAGUGAAGCCCCAGCCAGCACGGAGGAAGGGCCACUGGCAGAGAGGGCCCAGACUGAGGGCGCGACAGGGAAAGACGAGGGGGAGAAGGAGUUGGAGCAGGAGGAGGAGGAGGAGAUGCCUGCCUCGGAGCAGGGAGAAGACAUGCCACCAUUAAGGGUCUCAGUGAAGAGAAAAAGCAGGCCCUGCUCCUUACCGGUGUCUGAGCUGGAGACCAUCAUCACAUCAGCCUGCGGAGAACCAGAGACCCCGAGGACUCACUACAUCCGCAUCCAUACUCUCCUGCACAGCAUGCCUUCGGCACAGAGUGGUCAGGCCUGCGAGGAAGAGGAUGGCGCCGAGGACGAGUCCACCCUCAAGGACUCCUCUGAGAAAGAUGGGUUCAGCGAGGUGGACACGGUGGCCGCGGACCCGCUGCCUCUUGAGGUUGAUGGAGAAUUGCCCGAGGGGGCGACCCCAGGCCUAGUGCUGCACGAUCACUCCGGGGAACCAUUCCCAAGCCUGGAAAAUGGCGAGCCACACCCCAGCACCGGGAGUGAGAGCGACUCGAGCCUGAGGCAGGGCGGGGAGCACAGCUGCGAGGGCUGCGACGCCUCCUGCUGCAGCCCCUCAUGCUGCAGCGCCUCCUGCUACAGCACCUCCUGCUACAGCAGCUCCUGCUACAGCGCUUCCUGCUACAGCCCCUCCUGCUACAAUGGCGGCAACAGGUUCGCCAGCCACACACGCUUCUCCUCAGUUGACAGCGCCAAGAUCUCCGAGAGCACUGUCUUCUCCUCUCAAGAUGACGAGGAGGAGGAGAACAGCGCCUUCGAGUCUGUGCCAGACUCUGCGCAGAGCCCAGAGCUGGACCCGGAGGCCACCAAUGGCCCUGGGCAGUGGGCAGAGGAGCUGGCCAACUCCAGCGUGACCAUGGAGAGAACCGCUGACGGGCUGGAGUCUCCAGUGGCAGGUCCAAGCACUCGGAGAGAAGGUGAAUAUCCUAUACUCCAUAAUUCCCAGCCAGUAAGCCAGCUUCCUUCCUUGAGGCCUGAACAUCACCACUACCCAACAAUCGAUGAGCCUCUUCCACCAAAUUGGGAAGCUCGAAUUGACAGCCAUGGGCGGGUCUUUUAUGUGGACCAUGUGAACCGCACAACUACCUGGCAGCGUCCCACAGCAGCGGCCACCCCUGACGGGAUGCGGAGAUCAGGGUCCAUCCAGCAGAUGGAGCAGCUCAACAGGCGGUAUCAAAAUAUCCAGAGAACCAUUGCAACAGAGAGGCCUGAGGAAGAUUCUGGAAGCCAAACUUGUGAGCCAGUCCCAGCAGGAGGCGGGGCUGGCAGAGGAAGAGGUGGUGGAAGUGACUCAGAGGCUGAAUCUUCUCAGUCAAGCAUAGAUCUGAGGAGAGAUGGGUCACUUUCUCCAGUGAACUCACAAAAAAUUACUUUAAUGCUGCAAUCUCCAGCUGUCAAGUUCAUCACCAACCCUGAGUUCUUCACCGUGCUGCAUGCCAAUUAUAGUGCCUAUCGAGUCUUUACCAGUAGCACCUGUUUAAAGCACAUGAUCCUGAAAGUCCGGCGGGAUGCCCGCAACUUCGAGCGCUACCAGCACAACCGAGACCUGGUGAAUUUCAUCAACAUGUUUGCAGACACUCGGUUAGAAUUGCCUCGAGGUUGGGAAAUCAAAACAGACCAACAAGGGAAGUCUUUUUUUGUGGACCACAACAGUCGAGCCACCACUUUCAUUGACCCCCGAAUCCCUCUUCAGAACGGUCGUCUUCCCAAUCACCUGACCCAUCGACAGCACCUCCAGAGGCUCCGAAGUUACAGCGCUGGAGAGGCCUCAGAAGUCUCUAGAAACAGAGGAGCUUCCUUACUGGCUCGUCCAGGAUAUAACCUUGUAGCUGCUAUUCGAAGCCAACAUCAACACGAGUCAUUACCACUGGCAUAUAAUGAUAAAAUUGUGGCAUUUCUGCGCCAGCCAAACAUUUUUGAAAUGCUGCAAGAGCGUCAGCCUAGCUUGGCAAGAAACCACGCUCUCAGGGAGAAAAUCCAUUAUAUUCGAACUGAGGGUAAUCAUGGACUUGAAAAAUUGUCCUGUGAUGCAGAUCUGGUAAUUUUGCUGAGCCUCUUCGAAGAAGAAAUUAUGUCUUACAUUCCCCUGCAGGCUGCCUUCCACCCUGGGUACAGCUUCUCUCCCAGAUGUUCACCAUGUUCCUCACCUCAAAACUCCCCAGGCUUACAGAGAGCUAGUGCAAGAGCCCCUUCACCGUACCGGAGAGAUUUUGAAGCCAAGCUCAGAAAUUUUUACAGGAAAUUGGAAGCCAAAGGAUUUGGUCAGGGUCCAGGAAAAAUUAAGCUCAUUAUUCGUCGAGAUCAUUUGCUUGAGGGGACCUUCAAUCAGGUGAUGGCUUAUUCCCGGAAAGAGCUCCAGCGAAACAAGCUCUAUGUCACCUUUGUUGGAGAAGAAGGCCUAGACUACAGUGGUCCAUCAAGAGAAUUCUUUUUCCUGCUGUCUCAAGAACUUUUCAACCCAUACUAUGGACUUUUUGAGUACUCUGCAAAUGAUACGUACACAGUGCAGAUUAGCCCCAUGUCUGCGUUUGUGGAGAAUCACCUUGAAUGGUUCAGAUUUAGUGGCCGAAUCCUAGGCCUGGCGCUGAUCCAUCAGUACCUUCUUGAUGCUUUCUUCACGCGGCCCUUCUAUAAGGCACUUUUGAGACUACCCUGUGAUUUGAGUGACCUGGAAUAUUUGGAUGAAGAGUUCCAUCAAAGCUUGCAGUGGAUGAAAGACAACAAUAUUACAGACAUCCUAGACCUCACUUUUACAGUUAAUGAAGAAGUUUUUGGGCAGGUAACAGAAAGAGAGUUGAAGUCUGGAGGAGCCAACACCCAGGUCACAGAGAAGAACAAGAAGGAGUACAUUGAGAGGAUGGUGAAGUGGCGGGUGGAGCGUGGUGUGGUGCAGCAGACAGAGGCACUGGUGCGAGGUUUCUAUGAGGUUGUAGAUUCCAGGCUUGUCUCCGUGUUUGAUGCCCGGGAGCUGGAGCUGGUGAUUGCUGGUACUGCAGAAAUAGACCUCAAUGACUGGCGGAAUAACACUGAGUACCGAGGAGGUUAUCAUGAUGGACAUCUUGUGAUCCGCUGGUUCUGGGCUGCAGUGGAGCGGUUCAAUAAUGAACAGCGAUUAAGACUGCUGCAGUUUGUCACAGGAACCUCGAGUGUGCCCUAUGAAGGCUUUGCAGCUCUGCGAGGAAGCAAUGGGCUUCGGCGGUUUUGCAUAGAAAAAUGGGGGAAAAUCACAUCUCUCCCCAGGGCACACACAUGUUUUAACCGAUUGGACCUCCCAUCAUAUCCAUCGUACUCCAUGUUAUAUGAGAAGCUAUUAAUAGCAGUUGAAGAAACCAGCACUUUUGGACUUGAGUGA